AUGCAUCAAACAUCGUCAAAACUGCUCAAGAUGACUGGCGAUGACCAGCCAUACACUCGGGAUUUCAAAGAUCUUUUUGCUACCCUCAUCGUCAGCUUGCCGCUCACGUCGCACCGAGUGCGGUUUUCACGAUAUGCUCAUACUUUCACGACCGAAGAAGCAAUCACCAACCUGGGAUCGCUUAAGUUCUCUCAGUCAAACCGCAUGCCAGAUCCCAAAGCGCCUGAUAGGAUAGUAACGACCACCACGACCACGACGUUCUCAAUGGCCCGCGAAAUGGCACGUGCAACUUGUGUAAGAUUUUUGGAAGCGAGAAUAAUAGAAUCGGUGGAUGGCAGGACGGACUUUAGCUCUCGGAGCUCGGUCUGGCAGCUAACGCCCAAGGGCAUGCACAUUCUUGCACGUUUCUGCCAAAGAAAUGGCAUCCACCAACGGCAUGUUAACGAACUGCUGGAUUCCCCUCGCAAUUUCAUGAAUUUGGUGAUACUGGAGCGCGAUGCCGAGACUGACGAGAUCAUGCACGACUGUGACACCAUCAACGUCCUCUUCCGACGAUUUGCUGGCGACUCUGGACCCAACAUCAAAGCCGAGAAUGCGUCUUCAGACUCCGACUCAAUGAACGAUUAUGCCACAGGACAGGUAGGCGUGAGAAUGGAGCGAGCAAAGAGCUCGCGCAGAGAUCAAACGUCGCACUUUGUUUUCACUGGGAAGGCUGCGUUUGAUUGGCUGAUGGAUUGCACGACAACUGUAAACAAGCGAGAAGGCUUCACGCUGGCGAAUAUGUUCUUGCAGACUGGCCUCAUCGAGCCACAGGGCGAGGAUCGCGGCCAGCAAAACGGUGGCGGGCCCCAGCGAUUUGCAGCCUCGAGACAUAUUAAAUAUGCAGUCACGCUGAGGGGAAUGCAGGUUGCUGGGUGGGUGCCUAUGCCGACAACCUCCUCGCAUGGUGAGCCUUCUGGUGCAGCACGACCGGCGGGCGCUAGCGUGCCUAUUCGCGACUCGAACACCAAUCGCAUGACUGUUAUCAUCCGCGAUCCUGCCCUGCGACUACUGUUUAGAGAAUAUCUGCGCGAGACACAUUGUGAAGAGAAUCUCUCCUUCUACACCGAGGUGAAGGCGUUCCUGGACGACUACCAGCGGGCGAAGCGCGGCUCUUCAGUGCCAAGGCCGGACAUCAUCAGGGAGACCCUCGCAUCUGCGUAUUCGCUGUACAACGCAUUCCUUGCCCCGGGCUCACCAUGUGAGCUGAAUAUCGAUCACAACCUAAGAAAUGCGCUUGCAGCACGGAUGACACGUGCCGUUGGCGAAGAUGAGCAGAUGAUCAGGAGUCUGGAUGAAGUGGCGGACUUGUUCGAUCAGGCGCAGAGUAGCGUUUUCAAGCUCAUGGCCAGCGACUCUGUACCCAAAUUUUUCCGUGAGCCCAAAUACGCCGCCGUGUUGAAGGAGCGAAAUCUCGAACAUAUGAUUUCGAAGUUUGCAGCAACCAAUGUCACUGGAUAG
Sphaerulina musiva SO2202 is the source of this 1500-nucleotide messenger RNA. Its product is annotated as developmental regulator flbA. The record is from RefSeq and is a predicted model, not a curated record. Gene Ontology annotation, biological process: intracellular signal transduction. NCBI's taxonomy places the organism in Eukaryota, Fungi, Ascomycota, Dothideomycetes, Mycosphaerellales, Mycosphaerellaceae. The transcript is spliced from 3 exons. The coding region runs from base 1 to 1500 and encodes 499 amino acids.